Molecule: messenger RNA, 336 nt
Organism: Necator americanus (New World hookworm)
Lineage: Eukaryota; Metazoa; Nematoda; Chromadorea; Rhabditida; Ancylostomatidae
Exons: 1
Coding region: 1-336 (111 amino acids)
Source: RefSeq, a predicted model, not a curated record
AUGGACGUAGAUCUGCAGCUGCAGCCCACGUUUGCCAACAUGGACGCACGCCUCCUCUUGUCGUGCAUCGAAUCAGCCGCCGCUGCAGAUCCAUAUCCAUCCCUUCGUGAAGAACCACCCACGCACAGAUCUCAAGCGCACCACUUACCAUCCGAAGAACCACUAUCUGAGGAAAUCCCUCCACCAACCACAGUCCACCGCCUACUACAAUCUAUCGAAGCUUGCCACGCAUAUGCGACAUGCAACUUCGAACCCUUGGAUACGCUCGCCAUGGACCAGGAGGCGCAGCACAAUAGUCUUGCCGUGGAGCAACGUUGUGCCUUACACCUCGCGUAG